UGUUGUUUCACCGCAGAGCGAAGCAAUUGGCGUCACUGAUGGUUGACUGGAUAUAAACUCUUCAUUCAAAUGGAUCCAUGCUGACAAUUUGGAUAUUUGGAUAUGCAUUUACCAACUUGAUUGAUUGACUGAAUGGUUUAUUGAUUACUUUUUUCAGUGCUGAUCAAAUACUGUGGAGUGGCUGAAUCCUGACUGGACAAACUGUGUUAGACCGGCACGAUGUUGACGAUCUUUGUGUUCCUGCUGAUGUUGUUCCUCUCCUCUCCUCCCGUCUCCUCCUCUCCUCUGGCCAAGGAUCAGUCAGUGUGUGCCAGAACUUUCUGCGGCGCAGGACGAGAGUGUGUAUCGACCGACAGAGGAGAACCAGUCUGUCGCUGUUUACAGCAGUGUGACGUGACGGAGCACUGGGUGUGCGGCAGUAACGGCAGAUCCUACAGGAAUCACUGUGAGCUGCACAGAGACGCCUGCAUCACCCAGACCAAGAUACAUCUGGAGCACAGAGGACACUGUCUGGAGAAACCAGCAGACAUGGAUGUGAGCCCCAUCGUCUGUUUCCUGUCCGAUCGUGAUUGGCUGAGAGAGAGAGUGAUCCAGUGGAUUCAGGAGGAGGUAGAAUCUGACAACAUGACCUCAAAUGACUCAGCCAAUCACCUCCUGCAAACGUACUUCAAGACGUACGAUAACGGGGAUUCAGAGCUCGAUUCUAAGGAGUUCCUGAGCUUCCUGAAACAUAAUGAGACGGCCCUCAACCUCACGUACUCUAAUACUCUGGAGGCUAACAUGCUACUGAGGUCUCUGUGUGUUGAUGCCUUGAUUGAGCUGUCGGAUGAAAACGCAGACUGGAAGCUGAGCUUAACGGAGUUCAUCAACUGUCUGACACCCACCUACCAUCCGUAUGAGAGAAAGUGUGCUCUGGAGGAUGAAGUGUUCGAGGACGGAGCUGAAACUCGGAUGGAGUGCAACAAGUGUGUGUGUGCUUGUGGAAACUGGGUCUGCACCGCUCUGACCUGCAGUGGAGAGCACCUGGUAGAGCAGGAUGUUAAGGAAGGAGCAGAAGAAGAAGAAAUGACAGAAGAGGAGUGGAGCAGGAGAGUGGCUGAACUCAACGCUCUACAGGCGGACAGUCAACACUGAAAUGCUGCGAUGGGAAAAUGUAAUCCAUUAUUCAUUACGUCUCCUGUAUUAAAAGUACUUUACUAAUUACUCAAAGAGGAACGUAUUCUCAGUACUUAACUCAUAGGUUGUUUUCAAGAAGUUAAACACAAUGAAUUUAUGUUUGCAAACGGCAGAAUGCAAUUGAAUGGACUGCAACAUCAUUUAACAUAAAAGGCAUAAUUACAUUUAAACAGAAUAUUCCAAGAUUUUUUUGCUUGGUAUGUCACUGUUUCCUCUGGCAGUUUUUUUUGGUAAGUCAAUAUACCUAAUCCUUGACUUUAUUCAUUAUUUAAGAAGACAUAUCACUCUAAAUCAGCAAAGAAAAUUCCAAAUGCUGAAAAAAAACGAAUUGUAUUAAGAGGCUGAUAAAAGACUCAGGAGGUAAAUUCAGGAUUAAUUGUUUCAUCGUUUAUGAGAUACUAUAUUUUGUGUAUUUGCGUUGUGAAAUGAAUGCUGCUGUUGUUUUAUACAACUGUUGCUCUAAUAUCACUUUAUUGUACAACAAAUUAA
This is a messenger RNA of Perca flavescens (yellow perch), 1665 nucleotides long. RefSeq names its product follistatin-related protein 1. Gene Ontology annotation, molecular function: protein binding. Gene Ontology annotation, biological process: multicellular organism development; regulation of BMP signaling pathway; cell differentiation. Gene Ontology annotation, cellular component: extracellular region. The transcript has 10 exons. The record is from RefSeq and is a predicted model, not a curated record. The coding region runs from base 220 to 1134 and encodes 304 amino acids. Lineage: Eukaryota; Metazoa; Chordata; Actinopteri; Perciformes; Percidae.